GACUGUCAGAGAGGGGGUGGGGAGGGUGUAGGGGGGCAGGGAAGGAGUGAUAGAGAAAGAAAUGAGGGAGUGAGAAACGGGAGGGAGAGAGAGGGCAAGAGAGAGAGAACGAGUGUGAAAGUAGGAGGGGAGGAGAAACUGAGAGUGUUGGAGAAAAAGGAAAAGACAAUGGGGGAGGGAGAUUGAGUGAGUGGGAGAGAGGGGAAGAAGAGAUUGAGUAGGAGGUAGUGAGGGAGAGAGAAAGAGCUGUGUUGGCCAUGGUGGUAACAGCAAUGAAUUUGAAUUGUGGGCACUCAGAAGAUGAAAAGCCAGGGAACUGAAUUUAAAAGCAGAGUGAAAGAAUCUCAACGUACAGAAUCAACAUUUGAUUUUAACGUUUGAAGUGCCGAUCAGAACUUGUCUUGGUAUAAUCAUGUCUGACCCAAGCGAGUGGAUGGGGCUGCCCAACUACAAGAGCCAUUGUGUGACAGGUUCCCUGCUCCAACGUUCUAAAAGUUGCCGCAGUAACAGGAAGAGCCUGGUGGUGAGUUCAGGGUCUCCCAGCCUCUCUCGGCCUCUCUCUCCACUCUCUCUACCAGCAGCUGGAAGCCCGCUGGACAGUCCAAGGAAUUUGUCCACCAGCCCUGCUCUCAACUUUCCCUUCGCACGCAGGGUGGAUGGCCGCCGCUGGUCCUUGGCCUCGCUCCCAUCUUCUGGAUAUGGAACCAAUACUCCAAGCUCUACCCUGUCUUCCUCCUCCUCCUCUCAGGAGCGGUUACAUCAACUGCCAUUCCAGCCCACUGCAGAGGAGCUCCGCUCCCUCUGCAAACAUUUCCGCAGCACUGACAGUGUCGCCGCCGACGACGAGGGCUCUCAGUCACCCACCACCCGUCCUCGAUCCCGGAGUCUCAGCCCUGGGCGCUCAUCGCUUUCCUUCGACAAUGAGAUUGUGAUGAUGAAUCAUGUUUACAAAGAGCGGUUUCCUAAGGCAACUGCUCAGAUGGAGGAGCGACUGCAGGAGAUCAUCAGCAGCUUCUCACCGAAAGCUGUUUUGCCCCUGGCCGAUGGAGUGCUGGGAUUCAUCCACCAUCAGAUCAUCGAGCUGGCCCGGGACUGUCUGGACAAGUCGCGGGAAGCCCUCAUCACUUCACGCUACUUCCUGGAGUUACAGGAAAAUCUGGAGAAGUUGUUGCAUGAUGCCUUUGACCGCUCGGACAGUGAUGAGGUGACAUUCAUCACUCAACUGGUGAGGAAGCUGCUGAUGAUCAUCGCUCGGCCAGCUCGCCUGCUUGAAUGUUUGGAAUUUGACCCUGAGGAAUUUUACCAUUUACUGGAAGCAGCAGAGGGACAUGCAAAAAUUGGACAAGGCAUAAAGACUGAUAUCCCUCGAUAUAUCAUUAGUCAGCUGGGACUGACGAAGGAUCCACUCCAUGAAAUGGUUCAGCUGGACAGUAUUACCACAGUCUCCCCAAAUACAGAUGAGUCUCAGGAUCAACGAGCUGGAUCAAUUCCACUGCGCAGAAAACCCACCGAGAGUGAUUUUGAGACAAUUAAGCUGAUCAGUAAUGGGGCAUACGGGGCUGUUUAUCUGGUCCGACAUAUAGAAACAAGACAGCGAUUUGCCAUGAAGAAGGUAAACAAACACAACUUGAUCCUGAGGAACCAAAUCCAGCAGGUGUUUGUUGAGCGAGACAUCCUGACGUUCGCUGAGAACCCAUUUGUUGUCAGCAUGUACUGUUCCUUCGAGACUAAGCGCCACCUGUGCAUGGUGAUGGAGUAUGUGGAAGGUGGAGACUGUGCAAACCUCCUGAAGAAUAUUGGUCCACUACCAGUUGACAUGAGCAGAAUGUACUUCGCAGAAACGGUUCUGGCCUUGGAAUAUCUCCAUAACUAUGGCAUUGUUCAUCGGGACCUCAAACCAGACAACCUGCUGAUCACCGCGAUGGGUCACAUUAAGCUGACUGAUUUCGGCCUCUCGCGGAUUGGACUUAUGAACCUGACCACCAACCUCUACGAGGAUCACUUUGAAAAAGAUACCCGGGAGUUCAUCGAUAAACAGGUUUGUGGGACCCCCGAGUAUAUUGCCCCUGAGGUAAUUCUCCGGCAGGGAUACGGCAAACCUGUAGACUGGUGGGCCAUGGGGGUCGUUCUGUACGAAUUCUUGGUUGGCUGUGUUCCGUUCUUCGGAGAGACUCCGGAAGAGCUCUUCGGGCAGGUGGUUAGUGAUGAAAUAAUGUGGCCAAGUGAAGAGGAGGCCCUCCCUUCGGAAGCCCAGGAUCUUAUCAGCAGGCUCUUGAGGCAGAAUCCACGCGAUCGCCUGGGCACUGGUGGGGCCCUUGAGGUGAAACAGCACGGCUUCUUUACUCGGCUGGACUGGAAUGGGUUGCUGCGCCAGAAGGCGGAAUUCAUCCCUCAGCUCGAGUCUGACGAAGACACCAGCUACUUCGACACUCGCUCGGAGAGGUACCAGCACUUAGCAUCCGAGGAGGAAGACGACACCAAUGAUGAAGAAUCAUCUCAGGAGAUCCGACAGUUUUCAUCCUGUUCACACCGAUUCAGUAAGGUUUAUGGCAGCUCUGAGCAUUUGGCAACUUCUAUGACUGUGAGCCAUGAAUCAGCAGACCCCAAAGAGGAGGCACAGGAGCGAAUGCAUCAAAGCAGCCCAAAGCACUCAAUCAGCACCAGCCCCAGCCUGAAGUCUGGAGCAUCUUCAACCACCUCCCACUUUGACCGAGUUGAGAGUCCCAGCCAUGGUCCUGCUAGUUCCGAUACUAUCCCCUGGUUUGCAUUCUCCACAGAGGAUGAGAGUGAGCUUUGUGCACUCAGCCAACGGAUACCAUGUCCAGAAAGGCAAGAACUGAUGGAGGCGUCAUCAGAUAUUGAGACGAACAGACCAAGAGCCAGAACAUACUCAGACGUUCUUGCCAGCAAUAUUAAUCUCAUGCGUGUACGCAGCAACAGCGUGGAUCACAGAAGCUCCACUCCAAAAGGACGGCUUUCAGCUCAUAAACUCGAGGAUCACUCUGGAAUUUCAGAGAAUAGGCUGACUCCAGGGAGGACAUUUCCCAAAUCAGCAUCCAGUGGAGCACUGUCACUUCUAAUCUCACCAGAGCUUGUCCGUGGUCCCCUGGUUGGUGCAAUUUCUCAACACUCCCUUUCGUCAAAUUCCUCAUCCAGAGAGUCCUCUCCAAGUCGUGAUCAUUCACUGAAUAUCACAAGUCUGCGGCCUCCAAUAAUUAUCCACAGUUCUGGAAAGAAAUUUGGCUUCACGUUGCGGGCAAUUCCAGUCUAUGUGGGAGACAGUGAUGUAUAUAUGGUGCACCAUAUGGUCUGGAGUGUAGAGGAAGGAAGCCCAGCUCACGAGGCAGGGUUGAGUGCCGGUGACCUGAUUACGCACAUCAAUGGUGAAUCAGUGAUGGGACUUGUUCACACAGAGGUGCUGGAGAUCCUCCUAAAGAGUGGGAACAAGGUGGUGGUCUGCUCCACCCCACUGGAGAACACAUCGAUAAAGAUUGGCCCUGCAAGAAAGACUAGUUUCAGGGGCAAGAUGGCUCGACGCAGGAAGCGGCAUCGAAAGAGAGAAAACCAGGAAACAAGGAAAUCACGCCACAAGAUUUCAAAGCAGCCGGCAGCACGGAACACAGGCCGAUGCCUUCCAUCUGGCUUGUACCAAUCAUCCAGUGAAAGCACUCCAGGAUCUCCCACAUACAGUCUGUCUCCAGGACCAGCAACUCCCUGUCGAAGCCCAGCACCAGAUCCCCACUCAGGGACCACCUCACCCCAGAGCAUCUCUCCUGGACAUAGUGCUCCAAGCUCUCCAGCCGGAAACCUCAGGCCCUGCUCGUUGCAUGGGCUGGCCUCCAAGUCCAAUAACCAGCGUUACAAAGCUGGCCGACGGAAAUCCACCAGCAACAUCCCACCUUCGCCUCUGGCUUGCACCCCAUCACCAACACCCCAAGCAUCUUCACCACACCGCUCACCCUCCCCUUUAUCCUUUUCCUCCAAGAACAUCCAAGCCUACUCUGGCAAGACACUGUCCCCUCCAACUAUUGUGAGGCACUUGGUGCGCCCUCGCAGUGGGGAAACGCCACGCUCACCACUACUGAGACAGUUGCAGUUGGGAGAGAGAUUGUCAGCCGUCUGUCUUGCCGAAAAGAAACAGUGUGGAUCAAGGAAGCACCCAGAAUUGUCUCUGGGUGAAGGGGGAAGUGAAAUCCUGCAGAAUGACCUUCAGGGUCUGAGUGAACCAGCUGAGCUCGAGGCUUCUGCUGACCAACAGGGAUUGGGAGAGAUUGCAGGGACCCAGAAGCCAAAAGAGUGGUCAGUGCAGAAGCACAAGACUCAUCAGGACACCAAGCCCAUGAGAAGGGCAAAUUUGUCUGAAAAGUAUAAUUCACUCCCGAGGCAAGAAGCAGUUCAGGAAGUGGACAUUGGUGAUGGAGCAACUACAGUUGAGCAGGAAAGGACAAGGAAUGAGAGGGCCAGCAGAGGGGAAGAGGAAGCAUUGGAAAUCAACUAUUCUCCAAGUAAAGUAGCUUGGCUAGAGGCAGGAUUUGAUUCAGACCCAGGCACUGGACCAGCAGCCAAUAAAUGCUGUGAUCAUGAAGAGUCUAACACUUGGAGACCACACUUGGUUCCAGAAAUUGAAGUUCACAGGUCAGAGGCGAAAAAUCAGAAGCAGGGUGCUGUGGACUGGCAAUGUCAGGCAACCCAUUCUAUUCCAAGCCUGUGCCAAAACCCCUAUAGACCCAUGGAGGGUGAUGGAGAAGCUGAAACCAUCAGCUUGAGGAAACAGGGGAAACCAUUUCAGAGACCAAAUCAACAAGAUACUUCCUCUCACGUGGAAAUGACAGUGACUCCCAUGAGUGCGUCAUUGACUCCUAUUGAUCACAAACAUCUCCAUUUUGGAGAUCACCAGUCAGAACUCCUGCACUGUCAGAUUGAAGGUUCCUUGGCAAUAGAUGAAGGUCUUACACAAGCUGCGUUAAUGGUGGGUGCUGGUGGGUCCAAGUUUUGUACAGAGCUAGAAGAAUGCAGAAAGGAGAAUUCUACAUGUUCAAACACUGAAACACUGCCAAACAAGUCGGGAACAGCAGACAGCCACAGACAGCAUGCUCAGUCCGGAAUCACCAAGCUGGAAACCAGAAAGGAACCAAAAGAAAGAAAGUGUUAGAGACUGAGUUUCAAAAUCCACACAGCAGCCUGAUUGAAAGUACUAUUGUCAAAACAGAUUAAAAUGUCUGUGUGUGUGUGUAUGUGUGUGUGUGUGUGUGUGUGUGUGUGUGUGUGUGUAUAUAGAUGGUUUGGGAGGCACACUGAAUGAAGGGUUACUGAACAUGGAAGCAUGCUUUUAUAAAACACUUUACAGAAACAGUUAAACACCUAUCCAGGAAAUCUCAUUUACCUGGAAAAUCACCAAAUGCUGCUGUCAUGGGUCAAGAGUUGGUGGUUCCUGCUGGUAACUCAUUUACAACUAAAGGCAUUUGAAGCAACACCAUGUGAUGGAGUACUUUGCGGGCUGUGCUUGAGACGCUGCAGGACUGGAAUGCUGAAAGUGUCUAAAGCACAGAAUGAAACUUUGGAAAAAUGAAAAAUCAACAGAAUUCUUCAUAAACAAAACCUAGAUUGAUAAACAUAAGCUCAGAAACUGCCAUUGGCUGUGUAAAGUGAUCACUCAAGCCAUGUGUUCCAUGUGCCAUGAAGGCUUGUGCAGUGACAUGGUUCUUUUGAACCCCAUGAAUCUACAGAGAAUAGAACAAUCACCAGUUGAAUAUUUCACAAGAAAGAUUUCAGUAUCUCUCACCAUACGAGUUAAGGCAAUCAGAUCUACUUUGUUAGAUCCUUCACGAGAAGGUGAAACGUUAGUGGAUGAGAUUUGGUAGGAAUAAAAAACAAACUUCUCUACGCCACCUUUUAUACCUUAAAAAAAAUCCCAAAGUGCGUUACAGCCAAUGAAAUAGUUUGGAAGCAAGUCAAUUCGUAAUUUAGGAGCUUUUACUUUGUACCCUAACGCAUAUUAUCCCUGCACUGGGAGUGUCUAAUGGGACACUGUAGAGGAAGCUUUACUCUGUUUUUAACCUGUGCUGUACUUGCAUGGGAGUGUUGUUUUGGAUGAAUUGAAGCUUCUUUGUUGUAGCUGUAACAUUCCUUGAAAGGGCAACUGGAUUUCCCAAGUAGUGGAGGUGAACCCGGUGUCAUUUACCUUUGUGCUCAGUUCAGCCCAACUUAUUUCCUUGUUACUCUAGACUUUGCUCUGUUGGGGCAUGAGGAAUUCAGUGAACAGAGGGCAUUUCUUUUGCUUGUGUUACUGGGUGAAUGAUUCCGUUUGAUUGGUCAUGUUGAUGUGGGCAUUGUAUUUUCAUUCAAAGCUAACAUUUUCAACCAAUGCUUGGUAUUGGGACCAAAGUGGAGGCUGUGGGUUGAGUUGUAUGUCCAUGCUAGCUAUUGGCUUUAAUAAUCAUUCAGUGCAAUUUAAGCCAGAGCAAUUCUGUUACAUUGUGCAUCUUCAUUCGCUGAAUCAUUGUCAAAAGUCCAUACAUACUUUGCAGUCACAGGCUCCCAGAUCAGCUGCAAACUCAACCUGUUGUCCAGUGCUAGUUCAAGUGUUAGCUUGCUGCCAGCUGAAGUUGAGGGUUCUACCAACACACUUGUGCUGGAAGGACUCGCAUCAGACUAAAAUCAUAUGUCAUUUGACAGGCCGCAUUAUUCCUAAACCAUCCUCAACCAGAUCUGCCAAGUGGAUGGUCCAUCUUGGCCUCCUCAUGAUCCUCAUUGUCACAGAAGCUGGCCUUUAGCCAAUUUAACUCGCUCCACGUGACCUUAACAAACUGCUGACUCAGCCAAGGGUACAGGUCCUGACAACACCUGGCUGUAAAACUAAAGAUUUGUGCUCCAGAACUGGCUGCACUUCUAACCAAGCUGUUCCAGUACAAUGACUGCACUGGCAUUCACCCAACAAAGUGGAAAAUUGACCAGGGAUGCCCUCUGCACAAAGAGGGGAUAAAUAAUCCAGCCAAUUAACACCCAUUAGCCCAUUCUCAAACAUUAACAACAUGAUGGAUAGUUUCAACAGUUCUAUCAUGUGGCACGUAAACACUAAUAACCUGCUCACUGAUGCUGAGAUUGAUUCCGCCAGAACCACUUGGCUCCAGACUUGAUCAUAACUCUGGUCUGGUCAGGAUGUCAAAAUAAAAAUUCUCCAAUGUUUUGAGUCCCACCUGGAACAAAGGAAGAUGGUUGUGGUUUUUGGAGCCACUGAUUUCAGCCACAAGAAAUUAUUGCAGAAGUCCCUUGGGGUAGUGUCCAUGGCCCAAACAUCUACAUUCUGACCUUCCACCACAAGAUCAGAAGUGGGGAUGUUCAUUGAUGGUUCCAUUCACAACUCUUUUCCAACCAGCAAGGUCUGGGCAACAUUCAGGCACAAACUGAAGAGUGGCAGGUAAUUUUCUGUCAUACGUCCAAGUAAUAACCAUUCCCCAUAGGAGAGAAUGGGUUUAAUGUCAUUACUGUCACUGAAAUCUCCAAUUUCAACAUCCUGGAAGUCAUCAUUGACCAGAAAAUUAUGUGGACCAAUCAUUAAAACACUUGGCAACACAAACAGGUCAGAAGUUGGGUAUCAUGUGGUGACUGCUCACCUCCAGCUUUCCCAAAGUCAUUCCAGCCUCUACAAGACUCAGGUCUGGAGGUCUCUACAUGCCUGGCUGAGUGCAGCUCUAAUGACACUCAAGAAGCUCAACAAUAUUCAGAUUCAAGCAGCCCACUUGAUUGGCACUUCAUAUAUCACUCGGAAUAUUCUUUCCCUACAUUAGUGCACCACAGCUGCAGUAUGUACCAUCCAUACAAUGCACUGCAGAAAUUUGCCAAAAUUAUCCCAGCAGUACCUUCCAAUCCUAUGAUCUCUGCUGCCUAAAAAGAUGGGCAGCAGACACAUGAGACCACCUGCAGGUUUCUCUCCAAGUGACACUUCACCCUGACAUAUAAACAGAUUGCUGUUCAUUAUCAAUACGUCUAAAUCCUGGAACUCCUGACCCAACAAUAAUGUUGGAGGACCUUCACAUGAUGGGCUGCAGCUUUCAAGAAAGCUGUUCAUUAGCAUUUUCUCAAGAGCAGUAAAGAUGGGCAAUAAAUUCUAGCUUUGCCAGCAAAGGCCAUAUUCUGCAAAUGAAUAAAAUUAUCAUAGAUCUGCAACUAUGAUGCUGUGCAGUUUGUAAACUUAUUUCUUAAAGACAUUUGACAACUGCAAUUAAACAAAGGUUUAUGAAAAUUCAUCUAUCCAAAAUACAGUGGAUGAAGAUACAAAACUCUGUCCCAGGAAAGUUUCCUUUCACUCUUGGGUCUUGAACUUCCAGUUUGUAAUGUUUGACUGGGUUCAGUAAAGAAGAUUUUAAACAUGGCGCAAAUUACAGUAGCAAAUCAGCAUUGCAAUUUUAACCAUGUUGCAGCUUUCUUUGUGCAAUCUCUUACUAUUCAGUGUUGAAAUCUUUACUUUCCAAGUUUUGCAUUUGUUCUCAUUGUUUCUUCGUGAAUUUUUUUAAAAAAUAAACUUUGGC
This is a messenger RNA of Pristis pectinata (smalltooth sawfish), 8528 nucleotides long. It is a transcript of the gene mast3b, whose product is annotated as microtubule associated serine/threonine kinase 3b. Bases 413 to 5152 code for a protein of 1579 amino acids. Gene Ontology annotation, molecular function: protein serine/threonine kinase activity; protein binding; magnesium ion binding. NCBI's taxonomy places the organism in Eukaryota, Metazoa, Chordata, Chondrichthyes, Rhinopristiformes, Pristidae. Gene Ontology annotation, biological process: peptidyl-serine phosphorylation; intracellular signal transduction. The record is from RefSeq and is a predicted model, not a curated record. The transcript is spliced from 26 exons.